GUAAAGUAGCAAGAACACAGAUUCAGGCAGGGAAGUGGUUGAAUUCGGUCGAAUUUGGUUGCGUCUGUUUUCUGUAGCAGCCACUUUGGCAAAUCCCGGAUGUUUUACUGUCGUCUAAUAAUGUAAUCAGUGGGUAAAAUGAAAAAAAUGAAUUAAAAAAGUUUGCUUUCUGGGACGUAUCAAGCUCGAAGAGAGAAUCACUCCCUGCUCCUCAGCCGUGUGCUCGGGUUUGUCUUUCAAAGUUGUCACUUCAGAUGCAAAAUCCUUAAAAAACGAAAAAGGAAAUGAUUAAAAAAAGAUAAUAAUAAUAAUAACCACUGUACUAUACACGGUAUCUUUUCGGGGGAAACGCAAACCUACGCGACGUGGGACCUCGCAUGUCUCGCCAAAGUCUUCCUGCAACAAUAAUCAUUCUGGGAAAUCCCACUAAGAAAAAAAAACCCGUCUGCAGAAGGGAAAGCUUCAUGAACGAGCCCGUACUCCCGCUCAGAGCUGCUUUUGAUUUGGACGCUAAAUCUUGAGUUUGCUAUAAUGAUUUUUGUUUGUCUGUUUUUGAAGGACUGAGAUGCACUUGGAUGGGUCCAUUAUUAUUUUUCCCUUUCUUUUUUUUCUCAUUGGUGGAAAUGGUAAAAGACAUGAACAUUCACCAUAUCCACUUAUUUAUAAACCAGUGCUGUUUAUUCCAUGAGAAAUAUCAUUACGUUUUUUUUUUUUCUCAUUUCGUUUUUUUGUAGGGAGAAGAAAAAAAUAGAGAUGCGUCGAGGUCUCUAUCUUUACACAAAAUGUAAAAAAAAAAAAUCCAUCCAGUGUUUGAGAAACUUGAAUUUUAUUUAAACUUGAAAAAUGACUUUGCCUUAACUUUUAUACAAGAAAAGCAUAGAGUUUAUUUCUUUUCACAAAAAAAAAUCCCCAAAUGUUAAAGUGUGACACGUGGAAAAUAUUUAGUCGUACUAGACGUCACAAGUCUUACACAGAGAGAGAUAGAUAGAGAGAGAUAGAGAGAUAGAGAGAGAGAGAGAGAGAGAGAGAGUACAAACCUAACAGCAGUUUCUCUCCACUUCGCUUUUUUUUUGUUUGUUUUUUUGUAAAAUGUACGAAAAAGAAUCGUUUUGAUUUUCCUUCUUGUUUAAUCGUUUCAGGUUGUUUUCUUUUUUUGGGGGAAAAAUAUAAACCUUGUAAAUGCAAAACUAGUCAAUACUGUAUUAAAUAUGUGCACUUUGAAGUGUGUGCUUUGCUUGUACAGUUGUAAAUACUCAGAAAAAUAUAAGAGGUACCUUAAAAUGAUUAUAAAAAUAUAUUGAUCUUGUUGAACUAUUAAUGUCGCUAUCGAGCUGGAUGUAGGAUAUAAAAAAAAAAAAAAACUUAAUGUUGUGCUUUUGAAAAUAAUUUUCUUUAACUUUUUUUUUUUAUUUGGGUGUGCGGAGUUUGAAUUCCGCUCCGCUCCGCAGCGUGGGCAGGUUGUCUGAUUGUAAAAAUGUUUUUCUUGUCAGUUGUCUCAUUCCAUAUUUUCCCACCUGUGUGGUCGAUCACACCUGGGAUGUACAGGUGUGACUCCACCCCCUUCCUCGCUGUGCACCAUAAACUUUAUAUGAAGAUGGACGACGCGUCUCCACUUCCUCCUUCCACCCAGAAACGAAGCCAAAAUAUCUUGAAUGCGAACGCCACCAUCUUGCGCCGAACUUGUCAUUUGGGGUCAGUCUGUGCAGUAGCGAACUCGGGAUGGAGCUUCGGUAUCGGGGGCGCUGGACCAAUCGUGAGUCAGUGUCAGCUGUCAGUCAUGAUGUGUCACCUUGUUUUUAUAUCAUCAAAUAGCUAACUAAAACCGGGCUGAUCAGAAACACUUGAACAAGCAUCUGUGAGAUAAGAACGACCUGAAAUAUCAGAAAUCAUCUUUGAGAAAAAUGUAUUGAAGGUGUACUUUUUGUAGUUAUGUACAUGUCCCAUCCACUAACAUGGAGGAGGUGGGGCUAUGCUUGGGCUUCGCCAUUGGGGAGCGUUCUUGUCGUCCAUCUUUAUUUACUGUCGGAACGAGCGUGUGGGGAAAACCACAUUAAUGAACCUUGCAAAGCUGCGUGUCCAACAACGUCCUCUUCAAAGCUCUGGCUUCUUUUCUCUUUGUUUAUGUCGGGGAUUGUUUUAUGUUGUAUAGUUACAAUUUGUUUUUUAUGGCAAUUAUGCAAGAGAAAGCACUACAGUCAGAUUUGUAGUGGUCACUGUACGCAGCAGUAUCACACCGGGUGUUAAAUUCUACUUUUAACUUACAAAAGUAAAUUGAAAAACCUGCAGUUUUUUGAAAAUGAAGGUUUUCCAACAGAAUUGUAAUAAUUGCCGACCGUGACACUAAUACUAAACAUUACAGUGACAACAUAUUCAUGCGUAUACGACUCUACAUUGUAUAAUCAAGCAGCUCGACCGUACGAUAGCUACCGUCAGAAAAUAUUUACUGUCAGGAGAAGAGGAGGCUGAAGUUCAGUCUCAAAUCUCCUCGUCCACCAGCUGUGGCUGAAUGUUUUCCUCAUUGAAAGGCUUUGAUGUUUGCUGCUUUCUGUCCAUGUUACCAGAUGAUUACCUGCUGGAGCCAGGAGGCCGUUAGCUUAGCUUAGCUUAGCUUAGCAUGAAGAACUCACCCGUCUCUGUCCAGAGCCCAAAAACAAAACAUCUCUAGAAUUAGUGUUCUGUGACAGAGGAGGAGUUAAGAAGGCGUCGCUGCACCCACCUGCUUUUCAUCGUAUCAUAAAUCUGUUUUACAUUUCUGUUUGUGAAUGAUGAAACAAAUCAAACAUAACAUGCUCAUUGUUCAGCUUUAGAGACUUUAAGCUCCUGUCCUCAUGCUAAGCUAAGCUAGCCGCACGCCGAACGCGGACAUGAUUCCGACGGGUUGGGUAUCUCGUGAUGAUGCGGCGGCUAAACGCUUCAGAAGUGACGUCAUUGAUGCAAACGUUUUGUUUUUCGCUGAACAAGAUCAACGUUUGUGUUGGAACGUUUUUUGCAAAGACGAGAACUAAACCAAACAAGGCUGUCAAACGAGAAUAAGAACGCGAUCAUACGUUGGAUGCUAACUUUUGGUGAUGGACCGUUUUGGGUUUGAGGUUCCGUGUCCAGGUUUACUUUAGUUUUGAUCGUUUAUCUGUGGGAGAUGUAGUUAUUAUACAUUUUUUGUUCAGUUGUACGUGAACAGUCGGCGGCAUUUGGUUCUUGGUUCCUCGAACCCGAACCCCGGAUCUGAUGCAGGCUCAGUCCAAGUUCUAUUCUGCUGCAGCUGUUGGUCUUGUUUGGGUCGGACGUGUUUUCACUUGGAAUAUGGACAGAAAACCACAGCAGCUUUUCAGCUAAUAAGAGAAAACUGAAAAUUACUUCAGCGUAUCGCUUCCUGUUGGCAGCUGAGAAGAGCGACGGCUGAUGGACACGUCCCAGUUUUGUCUCCUGUCUUUAGACGAGCUUUGCUUCAAGGCGGACGGUGUCAAACUGGAGCACGGCGACGCUCCAGGUGGGAAAUGAUUGGUGGCGACAAAAAUGUUCAGCGGGGCGUCUGGAUUGUAAAACCAUAAAAACAACUUUUGGAAAAGUGAAGUGGAAUUGAAAAGCUCGAUGAGUUAAAGCCUUCCCCCCCCCCACCCGAGUGUCGAUGUGGAAACCGACGAGACGUGUGAUCUGGUAAAAGAAUCCGAAACGUGCUCAGUGUUCAUGUCGUUAACUUGAUUCCCUCUGGUUGAUCGGUUUGACAUUUCUCGUUCGUGUUCGUCAGCUUUUCUCUUUCUGAGAAAUAAAUGUACAAAUAAUUUACUUUAGAUUUUUUAGUUUUGUUGCAGCUGGGGACAGAAGCUCAACUGGAAUCAGUUUUUUUUUUUGUUUUUUUUGUGUGUUGUGUUUUCUGGCACAUACAGAACAGUAACAUGAAUGAUACGUCUGUUUCAACCAUUUGAUCACAUGUGGACAUUUUGAUGUGGCAAAGAAAAACCAAUAACUGUGCCAUUAUACAACUGUUGUUUUUGUCUUGACUGGGCAGUUUGACCUGUACAUAGCUGAGCGCUUUCCAUCUCGGGCUUUUCCCUUUUUUCUUAUUUUUGAAAUUUGAUUUUCAGGUUUCUGAAGUCCCAUCAAAGACUUCUCACAAUGUGACACCUCUGACUGUAGGAGCGGUUUCCGUGCGCUGCAACUUUGGCGGUCGACGCCCGCCGAGGUCGCGGCACCUUGGAACUUUUUGGACGUACACGCAGACGUCGGUUGCAAACGGAGCAUCCCUGAACUGUGAAUGUGUGCAUGUGUGGAAUAAAGUGACAGACGAUGGGAAGGUGACUCUUUUCUGGAGCGCGGCACCUCAGACCUGGAUGGUACCGCUUUGAAAGGGAUCUCUCGACGGCCGCAAGUUCUGCACGCCCGUCCCGUCCCGCCGGCAUUAACACAAACGCUCGGCUGUGGCGUUUUAGAAGAGCUUCUGAUUCUCGUGGACUUCCUUACGGAGCGUCACACGUCAUAUAUAUUAACCUGUCAGUCGCUUCCUGUUCACCUGUUUUUGACAGUGCCAUUGUUCGUUUUGUUUUUUCCACGAGGAUCGCGUCUUGUCGUAAAAAUGGGCCCCUUUGUGGUUGUUGUAUUUUUUUUUUUUUGAAGUUCUAUUAACGAAUGCACACCAAUUGACUGGAACUCUUUAUCAACUCACUGUGGUUUAAGUCAUUAACACUCUUACCCUGCUACGCUAACAGCUGUGGACAAUCGACGACUCCACCGUGUUGGGGUUUGGACAAAUAACUUUGCCUAACGACACCUUUAACACAUGUGGAAUGGAGGUUCCGUUGAAGAGGGCUUUUUGGUUCUCUUUUGUUUUGAUUUGUUUUUUACUUUUGUUUUUUGGGAUCUUUUCUUCCAUCGAGACUGGAAUCAAGCGUACGUGUCAGCUAUAGAUAAUUUAAGUUACUCUUGUGUCAUGAUGUAAAACUGUCUAAUUUGGAGAAAAAAAAAUGUAGCUUACUGAAAAAUAAAGAUUUAGGCACUGUUGAGGAUCCACUGUCUUUUUUUUAUUACACACAGAAACUUAAAUACAACUUUUUCUUUUUUCCUCCCGUCACAUUUCUUACAUUAAACUGAAUUCAGUUUCUUCUUAAGACUUAAAAUGAGGAUUAAUGAACUUUGACCUUAAACAUAAUGAAAAAAAUAAGUUUAUUUACCCAAUCUGUGAAUAAUAACUUUUAUAUGGUAAUAAUGUCAUAGUGAUGUCGUCAUGACAUCAGUUUAGUCUAAACACGCUGCAGAUCCAGCCUCUGAUCUUAUUGAUUGUAAACAUGUCAUGACGUCAUUGAUCGUGUGAUUUUAUACGGUGGAGAAUUAUUUUCUGAUCGAUUUAGAUAAUUUCUCUGGUUUCUUGAUAAAUGUGUUUUUCAGACAUUAGCUGUUGACCUUUGACCUUUGACAGAUCAGCUCUAAACGUUAAAUGUGUAGAAGUGAAACAUGUGGACUCCACACACACACACAGUCAAAUAUCUCCCCUUCAAUCAGGAAACAUCAUUUUCAUGAAACUGACUGAUUGUAAAAUAUCAUAAUUAUUAAAAAACAUGUGGAGCCUCAAGUGUCAGAACCGUGAGGAGCCACAAGAUGGCAGUGUGUUCACAGAGGAGAGAGAACUGAUGGAGGGAGAGUGACAGAGAGAUGGAGAGAGAGAGAGAGAGAGAGAGAGAGAUGGAUUGAGAUGGAGAUGGAGAGAAAGAGAGGUAGAGAUAGAUAGAUGGAUCUGGCGCCCCCUCGUGGUCAUUUCAUCAUUUAAACAUCAGCAGCAGGUUUUGAAUCAAAUCACAGAAACAAGUUGGAUCAAGAUAUAAUUGAUUAAUGGAUUAAUUGAUUAAUUGAUGAAACGUGUCUCUUCUUGUUUCAGGUGUUUUCAGCUGCAGUGAAUUUUACCUUCAGCUGAAUGAAGCUUCACACAGAUAACGAACAGGAACACGGAGGAAUUCACCUCCAAAAUAAAAGCACAACAGUUGUUUGAAAUCACAAUAUGAACACAGUCAAAGCAUGAAAAAAACAUUUGCACAGAAUAUAUAUAAUAUAUAUAUAUAUAUAUAUAUAUAAAGUGUAACAAACUUUAGUCUCAGAAGUGAAUGUCGUUGUUUUGUUGUAAUCUUUGUGAUAAUAUGAUUUUGUCUUUCUCAGUAUCAAAAGUACCAAACAUUUUCCAUGUGUACAAAAUAUUUCCUCAGAUGCAAAACUUAACUUCAAGAGCUGAAAUUCAAUCUAUUUAUUCUUGUUGAUCGUCAAUUAAUUCACGUUGUUUGACUGAAGUUUAAUUUAAUUGUCAGAGAGUAAAAUUGGACCGCACUACAGUGUUUACAUUUAGUUUCCAUUGUACACAUUUAUUUUUUAUUUUAAUUGUUUUUAGUCUUCCAUGUGUUCAUAUUGUAUUUUUUUUAAACUUUGCUGAGUGUGUAUUUCAUGUUUUCCUUUUUGCUGCUUUAGCAAAGUAAAUUUCUAAUAACGUCUUCUCUUCUCUUGUCUUAUUUUAUGUUGGUUUAUCUUAUCUUAUCUUUUAUUAUCUUUUCUUAACUUAGUUUAACUUAUGUUUGUAUUAUCUUAUCUCGGUUUAUCUUAUGUUUGUAUUAUCUUAUCUCAGUUAUCUUAUGUUUGUAUUAUCUUAUCUCGGUUUAUCUUAUGUUUGUAUUAUCUUAUCUCGGUUGAUCUUGUCUUUUUGUCUCUUCCUGGUUGAACGCUGACAUGUUGUGUUAGUUUUGUACUUGGUGAAAUAAAGAGACAGAUAAACAGAAAUAAAACCUGUCCUCUGUGUCUCCCGUGAGCUGGGACAACAUCCGGAACGUUUUGGGCACGGGAAGGGUUUUAUUUUGAAAGAGGGGACCGGAUGAGAGGCGCCAUGUGUCGGGUAACGUGACGCAGGAGGAGGACGAGGAGCUCCGCGCAGACAGCGACACUCACAGAAGCUCUGGCCGAGUUUGGAUGCGUGUUCCUGGGGGCGUUUGAGGAGAAGCGUGGCCUGAGAGAAGAGGGACACGGAGCCGGACAACCGGAGAUUUAAGUCGGUCCCUAACGGCGGAAUGGCGGACCGGGAGCCGGUGCCGCUUCCUGCGGAGGUGCGGGCCAAACUGGCCGAGCUGGAGCUGGAGUUAUCCGAGGGUGACAUCACACAGAAGGGCUAUGAGAAGAAGCGAUCCAAGCUGAUUGGAGCCUACUUCCCUCAAGCACCAGGAAUGGAUCCGUCCAUGGGCCAGGAGAGAAGAGCACCCGUCACCCCGUCCUCGUCCUCCCGCUACCACCGCCGACGGUCUUCUGGCUCCAGAGACGAGCGCUACAGAUCAGAUGUGCACACAGAGGCAGUGCAGGCGGCCUUGGCCAAGCACAAAGAGAGGAAGAUGGCGGUGCCCAUGCCGUCGAAGCGGCGGUCGCUGGUGGUCCAGAGCUCCAUGGAUGCCUACACACCACCAGACACUUCCUCCGGCUCGGAGGGUGAGGGUCAGGGCAACGGCGAGGAAGGAGAAGGAGGAGACGGCGAAGAAGAGGACGGAGGAGGCGGUGGAGGGACGUCGUCCAGCCGAGAGGGGAGCAUCAGCAUGGAGCACUGGAUCAACCGGGCCAUGCACGGCACCUCGUCCACCACGACCACCACCUCGUCCACGGCCUCGUCCUCGUCCUCGUCCACACGCAGCGGCGGGAGCGGAGCAGCCGGCGGCAGGCUGGCUGACGUCCUGGCACAGCAUGUCCACAUCUCCGCCCGCCACCACCUCCGCCACCAUCACCAUCGCCACCACCACAAGACGGAGAACCACUCGGCUCCUCCAGAUGUCACCGGCUACACCAACAACUCGGCCAACAGCACCGCCGCCGAUGGGAUCCAGGUGGAGAGAGCCCCGGGCGGCGGCCCCGCGGUUCAGAGACAGACGCCCAAGUACGGCAACGCCGAGCUGAUGGAGACGGGAGACGGUGUCCCAGUCAGCAGCAGAGUUUCCGCCAAGAUUCAGCAACUCGUCAACACCCUGAAGAGGCCGAAGCGGCCGCCGCUCAGGGAGUUUUUUGUCGACGACUUCGAGGAGCUACUGGAAGUCCAGCAGCCAGACCCCAACCAGCCCAAGGCCGAGGGGGCCCCGAUGGUGGUCAUGAGGGGCGAGCAGCUGGGUGUGGUAACCAACUGGCCCCCGUCCCUGGAGGCGGCCCUGCAGAGGUGGGGCACCAUCUCCCCGAAGGCCCCCUGUCUCACCACCAUGGACACCAAUGGCAAGCCGCUCUACGUGCUGACCUACGGUAAACUGUGGUCCAGAAGUGUGAAGGUGGCCUACAACCUGCUGCACAAGCUGGGAACCAAGCAGGAGCCACUCGUCAGGCCUGGCGACCGGGUGGCGCUGGUGUUCCCGAACAACGACCCUGCUGCCUUCAUGUCGGCGUUCUACGGCUGCCUGCUGGCUGAGGUCGUCCCUGUGCCAAUAGAGGUACCGCUGACCAGGAAGGAUGCCGGCAGUCAGCAGAUUGGAUUUCUGUUGGGCAGCUGUGGAGUGACGGUGGCUCUGACCAGCGACGCCUGCCAUAAAGGGUUACCCAAGAGUCCCACUGGAGAGAUCCCACAGUUCAAAGGCUGGCCUAAGGUGCUGUGGUUCGUCGGUGAGUCCAAACACGUCUCCAAACCACCGCGAGACUGGUUCCCACACAUCAAGGACGCAAACCAGGACACUGCCUACAUCGAGUACAAGACGUGUAAGGACGGCAGCGUCCUGGGUGUGACGGUGAUGAGGAUAGCGAUGCUCACUCACUGCCAGGCCCUCACGCAGUCGUGCUCCUACACAGAAGCUGAGACCAUAGUGAAUGUGUUAGACUUCAAGAAGGACGUCGGGCUGUGGCACGCCGUCCUCACGAGUGUGAUGAACAUGAUGCACGUCAUCAGUAUUCCUUACGCCCUCAUGAAGGUCAACCCUCUGUCCUGGAUCCAAAAGGUCUGCCAGUACAAAGCCAAAGUGGCGUGUGUGAAGUCGCGGGACAUGCACUGGGCUCUGGUGGCCCAUCGGGACCAGCGAGACGUCAACCUGAGCUCCCUGCGCAUGCUGGUGGUGGCUGACGGUUCGAAUCCCUGGUCGAUUUCAUCCUGUGACGCCUUCCUCAACGUCUUCCAGACGAAAGGUUUGAAGCCGGAGGUCAUCUGUCCCUGCGCCAGCUCCCCCGAGGCGCUCACUGUGGCUAUAAGGAGGCCGUUGGAGGAGGGCAGCACCCCCCCUGGUCGUGGCGUGUUGUCCAUGCAGGGUCUGAGUCACGGUGUGAUCCGGGUGGACUCGGAGGAGAAGCUGUCGGUUCUCACGCUGCAGGACGUCGGCUCCGUCAUGCCCGGAGCCAUGAUGUGCGUCGUGAGGCUCGAAGGUGUUCCUCAGCUCUGCAAAACCGAUGAGAUCGGAGAGUUGUGCGUUUGUACUGUUGCCACGGGAACCUCCUAUUACGGCCUGGCUGGCAUGACCAAGAACACCUUUGAGGUUUUCCCCAUGUCCAACAACGGGGCCCCCGUCAGUGAGUUUCCCUUCACCCGGACCGGCCUGCUGGGCUUCAUUGGACCUGGAGGCCUGAUCUUUGCUGCAGGGAAGAUGGACGGUCUGAUGGUGGUCGCGGGGCGUCGGCACAACGCUGACGACAUCGUUGCCACUGCGCUCGCCGUGGAGCCCAUGAAGUUCGUCUACAGGGGACGGAUAGCAGUGUUCUCCAUCACGGUGCUCCAUGACGAGCGGAUCGUGGUCGUGGCUGAGCAGCGGCCGGACUCCACCGAGGAGGACAGCUUCCAGUGGAUGAGCCGAGUUCUGCAGGCGAUAGACGGCAUCCACCAGGUGGGGGUGUACUGCCUGGCUCUGGUGCCCUCCAACACUCUGCCCAAGACUCCCCUGGGUGGCAUCCACCUGUCGGAGACCAAGCAGCUCUUCCUGGAGGGGGCGCUGCACCCGUGCAACGUGCUCAUGUGCCCGCACACCUGCGUCAUCAACCUGCCCAAACCGCGGCAGAAGCAGCCAGAGAUCGGUCCUGCGUCUGUGAUGGUCGGGAACCUGGUCUCGGGGAAGAGGAUCGCUCAGGCCAGCGGCAGAGAUCUGGGUCAGAUCGAAGACAAUGACCAGGCAAGGAAGUUCCUCUUCCUGUCUGAGGUGUUGCAGUGGAGAGCCCAGACCACGCCGGACCACGUCCUGUACACACUGCUCAACUCCAGAGGUACGAUAGCCAGCUCUCUGACUUGCGUCCAGCUGCAUAAGCGAGCAGAGAAGAUCGCCGCCAUGCUGGCUGAACGGGGCCACCUGCAGGACGGAGACCACGUCGCACUGGUCUACCCUCCAGGUAUCGACCUCGUCGUGGCGUUUUACGGCUGCCUUUACGCCGGCUGCGUGCCGAUCACGGUGCGACCGCCUCACCUGCAGAACAUCUCCACCACGCUGCCCACCGUCAAGAUGAUCGUCGAGGUGAGCCGGUCGGUGUGUAUGAUGACCACACAGCUCAUCUCCAAGCUGCUGCGGUCGAAGGAAGCCUCGGCCGCCGUGGACGUCCGGACCUGGCCGCCUGUCCUGGACACAGACGAUUUGCCAAAGAAGAAACCUCCUCUGCUGUAUAAACCGUCCAACCCCGACACCCUGGCCUACCUGGACUUCAGCGUCUCCACCACUGGCAUGCUCGCUGGAGUCAAGAUGUCUCACACAGCCACCAGUGCCUUCUGCCGCUCCAUCAAGCUGCAGUGCGAGCUUUACCCGUCCAGAGAGGUCGCCAUCUGUCUGGACCCCUACUGCGGCCUGGGCUUCGUCCUCUGGUGCCUUUGCAGUGUGUACUCAGGUCACCAGUCCAUCCUGAUCCCUCCCUCCGAGCUGGAGGUGAACCCGGCUCUCUGGCUCUCCGCUGUCAGUCAGUACAAAGUCCGCGACACCUUCUGCUCCUACAGCGUCAUGGAGCUGUGCACCAAAGGCCUGGGCCUGCAGACCGACUCACUGAAGUCUCGAGGCUUGGACUUGUCUCGCGUGAGGACCUGUGUGGUCGUAGCGGAGGAGCGUCCCAGGAUAGCCCUGACGCAGUCCUUCUCCAAGCUCUUCAAGGACCUGGGCCUCCACCCUCGAGCCGUCAGCACUUCCUUCGGCUGCAGGGUCAACCUGGCCAUCUGCCUGCAGCCUCACAGGCUGGGAAAGCUUGCCGACCAGGGCACGUCCGGACCCGACCCCACCACUGUGUUCGUUGACAUGAGAGCGCUGCGGCACGACAGGGUCAGAUUAGUGGAGCGGGGGUCACCACACAGCCUGCCGCUGAUGGAGUCUGGGAAGAUUCUACCGGGGGUCCGAAUCAUCAUCGCCAACCCGGAGACCAAGGGACCAAUGGGGGAGUCACAUCUCGGAGAGAUCUGGGUGCACAGCGGCCACAACGCCAGCGGUUACUUCACCGUGUACGGCGACGAGGCGCUGCAGUCGGACCAUUUCAACUCCAGACUCAGCUUCGGGGACACACAAACCAUCUGGGCUCGAACCGGGUACCUGGGCUUCCUCCGCAGGACCGAACUCACCGACGCCAGCGGAGAGCGUCAUGAUGCCCUGUACGUGGUCGGUGCUUUAGAAGAAGCCAUGGAGCUGAGAGGGAUGCGUUACCACCCCAUCGACAUCGAGACCUCCGUCAUCAGGACGCACAAGAGCAUCACAGAAUGCGCCGUGUUCACGUGGACCAACCUGCUGGUGGUGGUGGUGGAGCUGGACGGCUCGGAGCAGGAGGCGCUGGACCUGGUCCCCCUGGUCACCAACGUGGUGCUGGAGGAGCACUACCUGAUCGUGGGCGUGGUGGUGGUGGUCGACAUCGGCGUCAUCCCCAUCAACUCCCGCGGCGAGAAGCAGCGCAUGCACCUGCGCGAUGGCUUCCUGGCCGACCAGCUGGACCCCAUCUAUGUGGCUUACAACAUGUAGCGACUCCCCCUGGUGGCCGAUGCGGACGUGGACGAAGGAUUAUUUCGUAACAUGCAAAGAUUGUCUGCACCUGAGGCUGAAGAACGGAUAGGAACCGGAGUUUCUGGUGUAAGGGGAGGAAAUAGUUGUUUUUUUUGCCCCAAACUUUGUCUCUCAGGCAACACGUUAUCCCAGCUUAUGUCUCAAGUGGUAAUAUUAGGGUUCAGGUUCAGGUUGGAAGAAGUGAGGUUUGCACUGAGAAGAAAAGCAGCCAACACCUUCCAGGGCUGGAGAGCCGUCGCUCGUUUGUUCCCGCGGCCGCGCGACGAGAUGCAGACGAGGACAAUCGUUAACGUAGCAAAGAUUCUGGCUUUUAAAACUACACGACAACUUUUCUUUGUUUGUUUCUAAAUUUUAGGCUAUUUUUCGAAAAACAUAUUUACAAAAAAAAAACAAAACAAAGGAAACUGUGGCAAAAAUGAUGUUUUACGUUUUUACGGUGUCAACCAUUAGAAAGUGAGAGAUAUGUUUUGAUACGAGGGUCCGAGGGCGUGAAUCAAUGAGGUACUAACAGUUCGUGUCAUGUUGGCUUGUUUUAUUUCUCUCCUCUUUUUUGUAAGUGUUACGUUUUUUUAAGUCAUAAUUAUUUCCUGAACCGUUUCAGCAGGAAAUCAGUUUGCUAACUUUCAUAAACUAACGGCUGCAGCCUUCAACGCCGUUUAUUUUUCCGUACGAACCGGCUUCGACUGAAGCGAAACAACACAUAAAUUCAUAUCAUGUAAGUAUGUACAAAAAGAAACUGAUUUAAUUUAUUUUGUCUCUUUUAGAAGUAUAUGACGAGACGUUCAAGAAUGUUUUGCUCUUGAAUAUUUGCUAAUAUAAAAAAAACCUUGUAUUAUCAUGAGUGAAACACACUCGCAUUAAGCAUUUUAUGGAAAAUAGAAAUAUAUGAUUAUAGAUAAAAAUUCAAAUUCAUUCAUUUCGGACAGAAGCAGCUUCACACUUUUUAUCUGCAUGUUGGUCUGAAAUGUUUGAGUCAGCCGAAAGAAAAGUUUCAUUCCCGUGAAGAGUUCUGAACCAAAGUCGUCUCUCCUCGAAAUUUAACGUCUUUAAAUUUGUAAUCGAUCUGUAUUUUUAUUGGAUUCACAACAUGAAGGCUGAAGCACUUCAUGCAAUUCUACUUUCCAACAGCAGGAGGCAGUAACGGGCUGAAACGCAGCAAGAGGAGCCUUGAAAAAAAUCCUGCUUGUUGGUAAAUUAACGAUUUUAAAUGUGUUUAAAAAAAAUCUAAAUUGUAAAAUGUUUUAUGUGGAAGGAAAUUAAUUUGUUUUCAGGGAAAAACAAAGUUUAAAAAAAGGCACGAAAUACAUAUUUUUGAAUUUAGAGAACAAUUGAUGGGAAUAAUUUGAAGAAGCUAAAAAUGAUAUGCGUACAUAUAGGAUAUUACUGACCUCUAGUGGCGACCAGGGAGACUUACAACAACAUCCUCCUGGUAAGAUUAUCAUCUUGUGUAUUAUACACACGUUUCACUUUGGGUCAGAACUCUUCAGAUAAACAUUCAUUAGGGAACAAACUGAUCUUUAAAAUGUGACGAACAGGAAAGUGAAUCACGACGAGACAAGUUGUAAUUUCUCCGUCAUCACGGGACUGAAACUCCUCGGCAGGAAAACGUGAAUCCCCCCCGACAUGGCAGGAAGUGGAACAGCUGCUACGACUGUAAAUAUCAGAGUCAGACGUCCGUCAUAUUUUUUUACGUGGACGGAUCGGUCAGGGCUCAUUACAGCGACGUCACACCAGGAACAGACUGAACGAAACAGGAAGCGAAGGAGUUCGACCCCAGAGCUGUGGAGGUCAAAGGUCGGAGAAUGUUCAAGUUUCAACAUCAGGAUUUUUUUUUUUUUUUUUAAGAAAAAGCACUUUCUUCAACGUUUUGUUUUUAUCCUUUAAUCGGUGACAUGUUUUUUUUAAAAGGUUUUAAAAAUGUCUUAUUUGAGUUGACAGACGUCUUUCAAUCAAAUAAAUAUUUCAACAAUUUUGACAAUAAA
Hippoglossus stenolepis (Pacific halibut) is the source of this 13903-nucleotide messenger RNA. Its product is annotated as disco-interacting protein 2 homolog C. The coding region runs from base 7035 to 11879 and encodes 1614 amino acids. The transcript is spliced from 38 exons. NCBI's taxonomy places the organism in Eukaryota, Metazoa, Chordata, Actinopteri, Pleuronectiformes, Pleuronectidae. The record is from RefSeq and is a predicted model, not a curated record.